Messenger RNA from Sungouiella intermedia, 1929 nucleotides. Lineage: Eukaryota; Fungi; Ascomycota; Pichiomycetes; Serinales; Metschnikowiaceae. The record is from the annotation of a GenBank genome assembly.
AUGGGUGUUACCGGACUUCUACAGCAAAUUAAGGACAUCCAGGAGCCUAUCUCCUUGUCCAAGUAUAAAGGUAAGACCUUGGCAGUUGACACUUACGGCUGGCUACAUCGUGGACUCAUCCUGUGUGCUCAAGACCUUUGCACAGAUGCUCCAACUCGAGGAUAUGUCACCUCAGUGAUGAAGAAAGUGGAUAUGUUAAGACAUUUUGGCGUCGAACCUUACAUGGUUUUCGACGGAUCUCCUUUACCCACUAAGGAGGGAACUCAUUUGGAGAGAAAACAGAAGAGAGAAAAAGCUCGAGAAGAAGCGACAAAUCUUAUGAAGAAGGGAAACAGAAAACUUGCAUGGAAGGAGUUUAUGAAGGCAGCAGCAGUGACUCCAGAAAUGGCCAAAUCUGUCAUGGUCGAGUUGGACAGAAAACACGUAAAGUACGUGGUUGCACCUUAUGAAGCUGAUCCCCAGAUGGUGUACUUGGAGAAAUUGGGAUUAGUAGAUGGAAUACUCUCGGAGGAUUCGGACUUGCUUGUUUUCGGAUGCACCAAGCUCAUCACAAAACUUAAUGACUACGGUGAGUGUAUUGAGAUCGACAGAAAUAACCUAGUACAGUUAAAGAGGAUGCCAUAUUUGGCCACGUUCACUCCAGCGCAGUGGCGUUUGAUCGCUAUAUUAUCUGGGUGUGAUUAUACAAAAGGUAUUCCUGGUGUUGGUCUUAAGACUGCCUUCAAUAUCGUACAGAAAUUGGGCUCUUUAGAUAAAAUCGUGGCCUCAUUGAAGGCGGACAAUAAAAUAGUGCCUGAUGAUUUCAUGGAAGAAGCGCUUCGUGCAGACUUGGCUUUCCAAUACCAGAAAGUGUUUGACCCCUUGGAGCAUGUUCUUCGGACUUUGAACGACUACUCAGACUCCUUGGACAUUGAAAUGGAAUUUGUGGAAUUGUGUUGUGGUCGAACUUUGGAGAAAGAUUUACAUGCGGGAAUUUGCACUGGAAAAGUACAUCCUGAAUCCCAUGGCAUGCUUAUAUCUAGAGAGCAGAACUUACUAGUUAAGAAGAGCAAUUCCAUGAUAGCUCGUCGUCCUUCUCUCUCCAAAGAUACAGCAACCAAGAGCCAGUCAUUUGGACCCUCCAAGUCAAUUGAGAGUUAUUUUAAAGUGGAGAAGUCUGUGAAGAUCACAAAUACUCCAAAAUUAGAUUUUGCAUCUUCAAAACGCAUAAACGAUGGCAGAACGAAACUUUCUCCAACUUCCAAGAAAUUACGUUCUAUCGAAACUCAAAAAGUGUCCAAUACAACCAGCAAAUUCUUUUCUCAAAAUUCAACCAUCAGCAUUCAACAGCCAGCUCAAGCUCUGUCCCCAAAGGAUUCAAGUUUUCUUACUGGCGAUUCAGAGGUGCCCGAGUCAUCUCCUGUCAAGAUUGACGACUUUAAAAUAACAACCAUAAUUGACGAAGAUCUCAAGGACACCAACUACCUCACAGAUAUGGAUGACGAGUGUGUGGAGGACUCAUUGAAACAAAGUAUGAUGGAUCCUCCUAUUUUAACCUCUACAAAAAGUCUAUGCAAGGAGGAAAUGUCAGAUGAUGGCUACGAGAAUGACAUUGAUGAAUCCCCGGUGAAGCGCAAGAAGAUUGGUAUCCUGUGGAGAGAAAAGUUUCUGAUGGAUUCUAAUGUCUUGGGCGAAUUACUGGGAAAUGCAGUGGCAUUCAAGAAAGACAUACAGGCAAAAAUCUCCAGAGAAAUAACGGAUAGUAGCCUGUCACCUUCUACUCCAACCAACUCGUCGGAAGAGUUGAAAGUGGUAGAGUCAGACAGUCAAGUGAAGUCGCUGCAAAGAGAAGAGUACAUUCUUAGCGAAAGUGAAGAUGACCUAGUAACCUCAGUUACUGCCCCACCCAGCACCACGUUGAAGCUUCUGCGCUUUGCGUUUACCAGAUAA